GUGAAACUUGUUAUGUUUCGGUACUUUUUUAGAUUUUAGCGGCAGCAUAUCAUCCGCGCCGGCCUCGCUGUAGUAGUUAGAUCCGGUAGUGGCGGUUAGUGAGCGAGGCAGAUGGCGCCUCGGUUUAUAGCGAAUUUAGAGUAAAACACGGAUUUAAAGUCUUAUUUUAUCUUCAGGAUCGAGUUUACUCAGGUGAGUUGAAGAUGCCUCUACUCGGUAAGAUUGUGGUGAUCAAGCGAAACGGUGCAGAUGGGACAGAGUUUCCUCUCACAGCUUCCUGCCUGUUUGGAAGGAAGCUGGACUGUGAUAUUCGAAUUCAGCUGCCACAAGUGUCCAAAGAGCACUGCAGAAUUGAGCUGAAUGAAAAUAAAGAGCUUAUUUUGACCAACUUGAGCUCUGUGAAUCCAACUCGUAUCAACGGGGAGAUUUUGCAGCAGUCUGAACGUCUGAAGCAUGGUGAUCUAAUCACAGUUAUUGAUCGUUCUUUCAGGUUUGAGUACCCACCUCCACCGACACCAAAGAAAAAGAGAUUGUCCGCAUCUGAGAAAGGAGACACUGUCAAGGUGUUGCAAGAUCAACAGGUGAGGAGCACCCCUGGAUCUACAGACAAAAAGAAGUCAGAACACCCAGACACUUGUUUGAAAGAUGGAUCCAACCUGCCGUCUUCUCUGGACCAGAGCGUUGAGGUUACAAAGGGAGAUGGUAAACAGACAGACAGUACCAUGUCCCCCUUCACUGAGCUCUAUCAUAUGGUCAAACGAGAUCUGGCCUCCAAAUCACCGUGGAAAGCUGCAGCUCAGCCCAAGUCACCUCUUGCAAGACCUCAGGUCGACAAGGACGAAAACCCUAAAAAGGUUUUAGCCUCCCAUUCUAAUUUACCUAAUGAAAACGACAAGCCUGUGACCCCAAAAUCGGCUAAGAAGAAACGAAGAUCCUCAAAUGUCAAAGCUGUAGACAGCAGUGAGUCACUUGCAGCUGAAAGCUCGGUCACCGCGGAUGUAGUGGAGAACCCUUCCACAGAAGUACAAGUAGCCACACCAGCUGUUCAGGAAACUCCUGGAAAACAGAAGAGGCGUUCAUCAGGGCCUGUUACCCCCUUGACGGAGGUCCACACCACUCCUGUCUCUCAGAAGAAAACCCCUCAAGUGACGCCACAGAAAUUCAGUGCUGGUGAGGUGGCACAGCAAAUCCUGUUAAGUGCUGAGAAAACACCAAAGUCCCCAAAAAGUAGGAGAAGUGGGGCCUCUCAGCCACAGAGCCCAGUAGUGACCCCGAAAAGCCAGGCAACUCCUCAGACUUCCUCAAGCUCCAAGACUUCCACCAUGAGCCAAUCACAGACGCCAGUCAGAGAGCCAGAAGGAUCUGAGGCAAAGCACACCCCCAGGACAUCUCCGAGAGAAAACGCAGGCAAAAGGUUCCAAGUUCAAGAUGUAGUGCGUGAGAUUGUGACCACACCUGCUUCUCAUGACAAAGAUAAUGCGCAAGUCUCCAGUAAGAAGCAUAAGUGUAAGGAUUUACCUAUUCCUGUGCCCAAGAGGAAGCGGGUGUCCUUUGGUGGUCAGCUAAGCCCUGAACUGUUUGACAAACGUUUACCACCCAACUCCCCUCUCCGUCGAGGGGCAACCCCUGGAAGACGCAGCCUGGGUAUCUCUCAGAAACCCCAGUCUCUUCUUCGACGAGCAUCCACCAUUGGCUUAAUGAAUUUCCAGCUCGAUGAGACUGUUCCAGAGAGCCCAUCUAAGAAUGCAUCCCCUAGACGGGCAUCUUCUUCUGGUAAGAGUCCUAAGGCCUCACCAGGGAAGACUCCUUCUCCAGCAAAGAAAUCGCCCAGCACAAAGAGUAAAACUCCUUCUCCAAAAAAUAAAACAUCUCCCAAGACCGCUACACCAUCCUCAAGCCCUGCUACACCCAAGACCCCUAAAUCUGCUAAGAGUGUCUCAAAUACAUCGAUUAAGACACCUUUGUCAAGUGAUGGAUCAAUUCUCCAGACACCUACAGUGCAGGGUCGCUUUUCGAUCACACGGAUCCCCACCCCAUCACCCGAUAGAGAGGGCGUGAAAGCAAAAGUAGGUUCUGUCCCUGUUGUAGAUGUCUCUCAGGAGUGUGUGACGCCAAGGAACUCUCUGAGAAGGAGCAGCAUGAAGGCAUCAGCUCGGAAGACCCCUAAAAGUGCGCUGAAGAGUGCUUUUGAGGUUAUUCGUUCACGACGCAGUGGUGCUUCUCGUGCUAAUUUAAAAGUGGUCAGUUCCUGGGCUGACAUUGUGAAGUUCGGGCAGGUUAAACCUCAAGUGGAGUGUGGCAUUAAGAAAACCACUGUCAAACAAAAGGCAGCUAAGCAGACGAAAAUGACAAAACCCAAGACCCCUGCACGCAGACUGAAAGAUGUUAGCAGCACUGGACAUGCAGACUCUCCAGCCACAAUUGUCAUAGGCAAGGCCUCCAUGAGAGCUGUUCAGGCUGUUGGUGCAGCACCUAAAAUAGUACCCAACGUUGCGCUGUUCAAGAAGAAUAUGAAAAUGGAUGAGGAUCUUUCAGGUGUUGCGGACAUGUUCAAGACCCCAGCUAAGAGCAAACGGAAGAGUGUUAUUGACAACCCUGAUCAUCCAGAAACCCCACUUGGUGUUUCUACUAGUUCUCUGCCUGAAAUGUCAGGGAUGAACACUCCUGAGGAGUCUGGUGAAAUGCUGGUCUCUCCCAUGAGUGUUGCCUCCACUGCCAAACUUGGACGUUACAACAGUGAAGCUGUAACUCGUCUACUCCAGGGCGACCAGGACGUUAGUUUAAUUGAUGAAGAUGGUCCUCAGAUGGCUGACUCAAAUGAUCUUCCUGCCAAAGAAAUAAUCUCAGAGCUAGAGAUGCAUAGUGAUGGCCAGAUAGAGGAAAAGGAGGCAGAGCCUCAGAUAAUGGUCCAAACACCACAGCAGGAAUCGGAACCACUGGAAUGCCUUACAGGAGUCAAGAAACUCAUGAGGACCCCUAAACAGAGGUCUGAUCCUAUAGAAGACCUGAGAGGCAAGUUACUCAAGACACCCAAGGAGCCAAAACCAACUCAGGAGGAGAAUUUUGAAGGUGUUAAAGAACUCCUUAACACCCCAAAACAAAAGGGAACCCCUGUAGAUGACAUGGCUGGAUUAAAGAGGUUGAUAAAGACUCCUAAAGCAAAGAACAGCCCAGUGGUGUGUGCUGUAGGCUUAAAGAAGCUUAUGAAGACCCCCAAGGACAAGACUGAGCAAGAGGAAGACCUUACUGGAGUGAAACAGUUAAUGCAGACCCCCAAACUAAAGGGAGAGCCAGUAGAGCAUGCAUUUGGAGUGAAAAGAUUGAUGAAGACCCCUAAGCUGAAGAGCACACCUAUGGAAGAAGAUCUAACAGGCAUUCAGCAGAUGAUGAAGACUCCUAAGCAGAAGGGCAAACCUGUAGAAGAAGAUCUAACAGGCAUUGAGGAGAUGAUGAAGACUCCUAAGCAGAAGGGCAAACCUACCCCCAGGCAAAAAGGAGAGCCUGUUGAAAAUGAGUUUGGAAUCAGCACAUUGAUGAAGACCCCCAAGCAGAAAGGAGGCGAAGUGGAGGAGGAUUUUACUGGCCUUGCAGUGCUUGUUAUUGAACCAGUGAGCCAGUCAAUUCCUGAUGUUACUGAGACACCACAAAACGACGAUAGUGAAUCAGUUGAGAUACAGGAACCUUUGGCCUCUGAUGUUUUGGCUGUUGAAGAUGUUAAUGAGGAAUCUGAAGACAAAGAAAACAUCUGCCCCAUUGAGAGCAUGCAACAUGAAACCGAAGCAGCUGUUGCCGUCCCAACCAUUCCACUGGAGGAAGAAGUUAGCUCUGUUAAAAUGACGAAUCAUGAAGAGGAAAGAAACAUCCAGGAACAACCGGUCCAAGAGUCCUUGUCUGAAGCUGUCAGCCCAAUUGUAGAUGCCACGCCAUCUUUACCUACUCCUAAGAAAGAAGAAAAAGCCAAAAUAUCCUCUCCUGUUAAGAAGACUCCUCGUGGUGGUAGAGUGAAAACUGUACAAAAGUCCCAUAAGAUUGAUUCUGAUUCUCCUGCUGUGUCAGAAAGCCUGGAGGAAAAUACUGCUGUGGAAACUGUUCCUCCACUCUCUGCCCCUGUGAAAGGAAGAAGAGGUAAGAUUGUCAUUGAAGAGCCUGUCCCUAUGCCAAGUCCUGUUAGAAAGUCUGCCAGAGGAAGAGUUCCAAAGUGCCAAGUGGAGGACAUGGAAGUAAACCAUGCACAGGCUUUUAAACCAUCUGAAGAUGUCAAGCAAGUUUCUGAAUGUCCAUCUAUAGCAGUUAAACCCAGGAGGGGAAAGAAAACCCAACAAGAUGGUGGCGUUGAGUCAGUUUUGCAAGUACAUUCUGUUGCUGUUUCAGAAGCUACUGAACCAUCAGCAGAGGUAGAGGCCUCCUUGAAGUCACCAGCACCUGCUGCAAAAACAAAAAGGGGACGAAAAGGUAAACAAGAAACUGAGGUUCUACCGGUCGACCCUUUCUCCCCACAAGAGUCAAAUAUGCCUGAAGCUACAGUUGAGAAGGAGGAUGUUGCACCAGAGAGCACUGAACUUCAUUCGUCUGUAGAGACUGACGCUCCUGUUAAAACUAACACAAGAACAAGACGGGGCAGACCAAUGAAGAAAGACAGUCUGAAAACCAUGGAAGUUCAGGAAAUAGCUGAACCCACUCCAACUAAAGUGGAGUCAGACAUUACAAGUUCUGAUGCUGCAGUUGUGGCUGAUGAACUCCCACAAAUGCCAGUAGUGAUGCCAGUGAAGCCAGGACGUGGAAGGAGGGUAAAACCAGGUGCUUUGAAAGACCUGCCAGUGGUUGAUGAGCCCAAGGAUGAUGUUGAGCCUGAGGUGGUUGAAUCUGAACAGAAGCCAGCACUGCCUGAGGUAAGUGAGGAUGUUCAUGACCAUCCUGUCACUGCAGAGACCAGUGCAGCAGUCACAGAGACAGAGGGACAUGUGGGCACCAUGGUGAAAAAUGUCAGAGGAGGCAGACGGACAAAGCAGCCAAAAGCAGCUCAGGUAUCAGAAGAUACUCAGGAAAAUGUUGAGGAUAAGUCUGAAGUUGACCUUGCCACUGGAGAACAGUCUGAGACCCCAGUCAUUAAGUCUGUGCGAGGGAAAAGGACAGCUGUUGUCAGGAGUGAACCUGAAGGUCCUGUCAAAAGAGGACGCCGUGCUGCUGCAGUUGCUGAGGUGCCUCCUCCUGUUGCCAAGCCUAGUCGUGGCAGAAAAGCUGCUGUAAAGACAGAGCAAGAGGAAGUUCCAGAGGAUGCCACUGCAGCAGCAGAACCAGCCAAGCACACCAGCAAGGCUGCGACACUGUUGGAGUCCGAGCCUGUUGAAACUCCAGUUUCCCAGGCAAGCUCUGAUGUGGCAGUGUGUGAUGAUGUUGAAGACAUUGCUGAGGUACCAGCUAAGAGAGGAAGAGGGAGAUAUGCUAAAAAAGCAAAGGCUUUAGCAAAUUCUGUCAACAAAGCUGAAGAUCCAACAGUUGAAGAAGCUGGUUUCAAAAGCAAAAGGAAUACUUCCAAGAAAGCGGUCAAUUGGAAUUCUGAUCUAGUGGCCUGUAAGAACAUUGAAGAGAUGGAGCCUCCUGCAGCUGAUGAAGAACCUCAACAGAAGAAAGAAAAACUUCCAGAAAGAAAGCUGAACCUGCAGCUAAGCCUUCUACAGAAGAUACCUCAGUCUCAGAACUCCCAACCAAAGGCCGCAGAGGGAGGGCUGGCAAAAAAACAAGAUGAACCACUGGAGAAGUCUAGUACAGCUGCCGAGGAAGAAUCUGAACAGCAGAAGUCCAAAAAGAAAGCUGAGCCUGAAGCCAAGGACGCUGAAGACACCUCAGUCUCUGAGACCAAGCAGUCUGUGGAUCCACCAGCCAAAGGCCGCAGAGGAAGAACGGCAAAGAAACAAGAUGAACCACUGGAGAAGUCAGAGACAGCUGCUGAGGAAGAAUCUGAACCGCAAAAGUCCAAAAAGAAAGCCGAGUCUGAAGCUAAGGACACUGAAGACACCUCAGUCUCUGAGACCAAGCAGUCUGUGGAUCUACCAGCCAAAGGCCGCAGAGGAAGAGUGGCGAAAAAACAAGAUGAACCACUCGUGGAGAAGUCUGAGAAAUCCGCUGAGGAAAACGCCCCAGUGGUCAGGAGAGGAAGAGCAGGUGCAUCAUUAGUUUCCAAACCGAAUGAAGUGGCAGCCUGUCCAAAAAGGGGUAGCAAAAGAAAGGAGAUUGAAGUUGAAGCUGAUGAAACGCAGAGUGUGGAGUCCUUGCCAAAGAGACGGAAAGGCAAAGCAGUCAGCGCCGAACCUCAACCAGAAGAGGCUGCACCUAGCAAAGGAAGGAGGGCAGCAGCCAAGGAGGCGGCAGAGGAAACCCCUGAAGCGGAAUUGGAGCAAAGUGAACCAGCUACUAAAAAGAACGAAAACAAACCUGUAAGGGGCAAGAGAAAGGCAGCUCAGGAAGAUUCUGUGCCUGCACAGUCUGAGGAUCCUGUCUCAGAACCCACCACUCGACGAGGGACUAGAGGUCAGAAGAAAACAGAAACGGACACCCCUUCAGCUCCUGUGAGGCGGACAAGGAGGAAGUGAAGCACUGAUCUUGAAGAUUAGUUGUAAAUAUUCAAAUUAAAAGUCUGUUUUUAUAUAUCGGGACUAUACAAUUAUGAUAGCGUUUUACUGUUUUUCUUCAGGUUUAACUGUUUUUAUUGUUAAACUGUUUAUUUUAUUGUUUAAAAAAAGACUGAUUUUUCUAAUGGCAUUUUUCAAAAAUUAAGAUUUAUUUUUUUAAGCUUGAACUGAUCGGGGCAUUAAAAGCUUUGCUUUUUGUGUCUUUUGGGUCACCCAGACCCGCUCAAGUUUCCAUUCUUGCUUGAAAAUGUCAAUGGUUCUUUCUUUUUGUUUUUGGUUUUCCACAUAUUCUCUUUCCCUUAAAUUUUAAGUAGCGUCUGGUGUUUUGUUAAAAAAAAAAAUAAAAACACAAUUUGAGGGUUAGUAAACAAGUGUUCUUACAGUCACCAACUGCAUAUCGAUGUCGGAAGAAAACCUUGUAUCUCCAAAAUGGUAACUUUACAGAAGAAGGAAAUAAACUAUUUUGCUUUUAAUGUAAGUCAAUGGAACCACAGUUUUUCAAAGUAAUUCUGGUCCAUUUCUUUUAGUCCAUUCGUCAUGAAAUUUGUACACAAUGUAAAGGGUAACGUAUUUCCAAAUUGUCAAAAACUGAUAAACGCCAAAAAUGGAGAUACAAGGUUUUCUUCCAACAACAGCGGAUAUGUUAGAGUAGUUUCACUGUAGUGUGCCCUACAUUUUAAUUGCAGCUUUGGAAACAAGUUGUUUACCUCAAUAAACUCCAUCAUAUUG
This is a messenger RNA of Colossoma macropomum (tambaqui), 7358 nucleotides long. RefSeq names its product marker of proliferation Ki-67 (gene mki67). Lineage: Eukaryota; Metazoa; Chordata; Actinopteri; Characiformes; Serrasalmidae. Gene Ontology annotation, cellular component: nucleus; chromosome. Gene Ontology annotation, biological process: regulation of mitotic nuclear division; regulation of chromosome segregation. The record is from RefSeq and is a predicted model, not a curated record. Gene Ontology annotation, molecular function: protein binding.